Molecule: messenger RNA, 1137 nt
Organism: Cicer arietinum (chickpea)
Lineage: Eukaryota; Viridiplantae; Streptophyta; Magnoliopsida; Fabales; Fabaceae
Source: RefSeq, a predicted model, not a curated record
AUGUUACCACCUAGAACCAAAGGUCGUAAAAACCAAUCGUUUGUUUGGAAUGAUUUCACAGUAGAUCCUAACUUGGAUGGAACAUCUAUUUGCAACCAUUGUAGCAAGAAACUCAAGUGUGAUAAUGGGACGAGUUCGAUGAUACAACAUUCAAAGGGAUGUAAGAAAAACCCCAAUAGCGAGUUUAACAAGAGGAAGAGAACAUUGGAUGCAAUGAAUGUUGAAGGUCAUAUUAUUUCUUCCCCUUCAGUGCCUAGGUUUGAUCAAGAAAAAUUACGAUAUUUACUCGUUAAGAUGUUUAUAGGCAUGGAAUUGCCUUUUCGACAAGUGGAGCAUCCAAAUUUUCAAGAAUUUGUAAGUGGCUUAAAUCCAAAAUUCAAUCUUAUAUCACGCGAUACUUGGUUGUUAUGGGAGGUAGAAAGGUUAAAAUUGAAAAACUAUAUGUCACAACACUGCCAAAAGGUUUGCCUCACUGCCAACACAUGGACAUCUAUUCAAAAUUUGUCUUAUAUGUAUGUCACUGCUCACUUUGUUGACAAUAAUUGGAACUUGCAAAAUAAGGCGUUGAAUCGUGUUUUGACUGUGACAUUUGACAAUGCCUCAUCAAAUGAUCUUGGAAUCAAACAAUUGAAGAAAAGACUAAUGUCUUGUAACAACUUGGUUUUUAAUGGAGAGUACAUGCAUAUGCGUUGUUGUGCGCACAUCUUAAAUAUCAUUGUUAGUGAGGGGUUGAGUGAUUUGGACAUGUCAAUUUUAAGACUUCGUGCUGCUGUGAAAUAUGCUAGGUCUUCUCCUCUUAGGUUUGCGAAAUUUAAAGCAUGUGUAGAACGGUCAAACUCUGAAUACAAAGGUCUAGUUUGUCUUGACGUGGAAACUAGGUGGAACUCAACAUAUUUAAUGUUAGACUCGGCUUUGAAGCAUCAAAAGGCAUUUGAAGUGCUUGAAAUUCAUGAUCUCAAGUAUUCUGAGGAACUACUUAAGGGGAAGGGGAAAUGUGUGCCUACCAGUUUAGAUUGGGCGAAAGCACAAUCAAUUAUGCCAUUUUUAAAAAUGUUUUACGAUGCCACCUUACGAAUAUCUGGUUCCUUCUAUGUUGCCUCUAAUAUGUAUAUGUUAGAGGUUUUUUGGAAUAGGUGA